Molecule: messenger RNA, 2783 nt
Organism: Lasiosphaeria miniovina
Lineage: Eukaryota; Fungi; Ascomycota; Sordariomycetes; Sordariales; Lasiosphaeriaceae
Exons: 3
Coding region: 147-2552 (801 amino acids)
Source: RefSeq, a predicted model, not a curated record
AACGGGCGGGCUAUGUCUGAUUGCGGCACCUCGAACUGCAACACGCCCACCACUCACACGCUCAGCCUCGCACCCUAUCAGGUCACCGUCACCGUCACCCAUUGUUAUGCCCCAUCGCCGCCGAGGGGCCAAUAAGUGAGUGAGCCAUGGACAGCAGCAGCACUUUGGUGAAAGGUGCACCUCUCAAGCGGGGGGACAUGGCGGUGCUCAUGGCCGCCGCUCUGCAUGCAUCGUCGACAGACUUGAAGAGCAGCAGCGCGGGCUCUUUGAACCGCCAGUUUCUCUUCCCCGAGAGAAAGGAGCCUCUUUCUCCCGUCCUGGUACCGUCGUCCGGACCAUCUGGGAAUGAGCAACCAAAGCAAGCCAGUAACAACAACAACUCGCACGACGGCAGUGAAUCCGACUCGGACGCUUCCAACUCUUCCGACGACAGCUACGACUCGGACGACGACGAUGAAGAUAAAUCGGCGGCAGCUGCAACAGGCGACGGAGCUGCCUUGUCUUCUCGCACGCGUGCGCCGUCGUGGGAAUCAUCCACGACUGUGGCGACAAUAGUAGAGGACGAGAAUGCCAGUAUCAAAAUAGCAGCAGCGGCAGCUGCAGCCUCGCUGAAUCCCGCCGCGUCUGUGGAUGUGCUUGCCGAGAUCAGGAAGAUGAUCAAAGAGGAGUUAGGGCAGUUCCGAGACGACAAGGACAAGAAAGGAGAGGAGCAGCAGAAGACGCAGGGCCAAGACACUCCAACGCAGCAACCGCCUCGGACGCGGUCGCCGCCUAGUUCUCAGCCUUCUCCAGUCUCGAAGUCUAGCUAUGCUUUUCCUUCCCUCCAGCAGCAGCAGCAGCCGGUGGCCCCUGGCCCAGCCGCGAGCUCAACUCCAUCGUCGCCUGGGAGACAGACGGAGGCUCGCUGGAGCGAUACUAGCAUCUCGCCCGUUGUUGAGAUGAGCGCCAUCGACCAGAAAUGGGGCAUCCUGUUCGAUGGGCAAGGGGUGGGCACCAAGAGACUGGAACAGGUGUUUAAGGGGUUCGCUAGGUAUAUCGCCGAAGAGCUUACGCCGCGCAAGAUGGAAGUGGUGACGCCGGACAAGGUAGUGAUAUUCUACCUGCACUACAAGCUCGACGUCGAGGUGUUUCCCUUCACGGCCAUCUUCUCGGGCCGCGGGCGGCAAGCCCACGAGCGCGUGGCCGACCUGUACCACCAGCUGGGGUGCGAGUACUACCUGGUGCCGGCCGAGGCCCAGUGCCGGCCGACCAUGCCGGGGCUCACGAUGCGCGGAUUCGCGCAGUGGAUGACGUGGACCAUCCGCGCGUAUCCGGACGAGGAGGCGCGGCGGUUGGCCCGCGCCGUGUCGGCCCUGCCCUUCAACGCCGAGAGCCUGCUCGACGGCAAGCCCGAGCGCCUGCCCAAGCAAAUCUCGCGCCACCUGCUACCCGAGAAGCCCAACCAGGAUGCCCGCGCUCGCUUUGACGACGUCCUGAAGCGCGUCGUCGACGACAUGCAGCUGUCGCCCUCAUCCGCCGCCUCGGCCACGUUCAGGGGCGUCCCUCUAGCCAACCUGAGUAAUAGCAGCACCGCACAGCCGUAUUCUUCUCCGAGGCAGGACGCAAGUGCAAGCAGCAACAGCAGCACAGCUACCCGCCGCGCCUCGGACUCGCGCACCUCGAGCCCACGUUCACGCUACCGCCCGCGAAGCGAAGUCCCAUCGUCAGCCUCGUCAGCCUCGUCAGCCGCAUCCUGGCAGACGGAUGAAGAUUACAACAACCACAGCCGCAGACGCAGCGCGACGGGCACAGGCACCGGCGGCGGCACAACCCCACGGGCACGCAGCGGCAGCGUGCGCGAUGACAUGAGUACAGGCGCAGGCUACGCGCGGUCCAUGGGCUCAGCGUCGCAUGCCAGCAACAGCUCAGCAGCGCGCCGCGACCCCCCGUCUAGCAGCCGCCCCCCGCCCCCCAUCGUCACCGCCGCGAGCUCGGCAGCUUCUUCCAACAGCACUAACGCCCGCCGCAGCCGCCGCGGCAGCUCCCCACCCCCGUUUGGCCACCGCCACCACUCCCUCUCGGUCGGCGACAUGUUGUCAUUCCCUGCUACUCCGUCACCGACGGCCGUCAAGUUUGACACCAGCACCACGGCUGCUUCUGGCCGAGGGGGAGACCGCGGCCGCAGCGCCAGGGACGAACGCGACAGGGACAGGGACAGAGACAGGGAGCGUGAGCGCGAACGCGAGAGGGAAAGGGACCGCCGCGGCCGCCGACCCGCGUCGCUGGUGAAUACGUUUAGCAACACCAGUGCCAGCGGCGGGGGCGGAGGAAGUAGCAGUAGCAGCAGCAGGCGGAGUACUAGCCGCAGGCGCCUGCCCCCGGUCGUCAUCGUGCAUGACGAUCGCGAUAGGGAGAGGGACAGGGAGAGAGACAGAGACAGAGACAGAGAGAGGGAUAGGGACGGCCGCGGCCCGACCUGGCAGGAGUAUCUGGCUGGCCCUGCCGCUGGUGCUGCUUCUAGAUCGGGUACGAGGGUGCGCAGGCCGUCUGAGGCGAGGUCUUCUACUUCGUGAGGCUAUGCGUUUACCCCUAUCCUAUGUGGUUCUUCUCUUUGUUUUCUACUCUUCUUUUUGCCUCUUUCACUUCUGAGAUUGUUGUUGUUAACUGAAAUCGUUUUUUUUUCUUGCUCUCCUUUUCCUUUUCGUCUGCGCUUCUUUAUUCCUUCCUAUACUUAUUGUACUACGCUCCCUUAUGGGUACUUUUCAUUUUCUCUGUACGCGUCACUGAAGUACCCGGACUGCAGA